This is a messenger RNA of Staurois parvus, 454 nucleotides long. Lineage: Eukaryota; Metazoa; Chordata; Amphibia; Anura; Ranidae. The record is from the annotation of a GenBank genome assembly.
CUAUUCCUCUCACUGACACCAAUGAUGGGGCACUAUUCCUCCACUGACACCAAUGAUGGGGCACUAUUCCUCCCACUGACACCAAUGAUGGGGCACUAUUCCUCCUACUGAUACCAAUGAUGGGGCACUAUUCCUCCACUAACACCAACAAUGGGACACUAUUCCUCCCACUGACACCAAUGAUGGGGCACUAUUCCUCCCACUGACACCAAUGAUGGGGCACUAUUCCUCCACUAACACCAACAAUGGGACACUAUGACUCUCACCAUUACCAGGGAUGUGGCAUUAUUCCUCCUACAGACCAUAGGGGCUAUGCAAUUUGUGUACUCCCACAGACAACCAAGCCUGGGGCAUUUUCUACUUUCCACUGGCCACAUCUGAAAGGAAUGAUCCUUCCAAAUGACCACAAAUGUAAAGAGCAUUCUUCCCACUGACUAUCACACUAAUGCAUAGU